UAGCCCUGAGUUUAGAUGGCCUUUAUCUGCCCCACUUCCUCUUAUCCUGCCUGUCUUUGCUGAGGAUGAUGUUUGAGAUAAACGAGACUGUGAUAAGACAGUAGGCAGCUCUGGCACCAAGUUCUGCUGUUUCUCUGAAGGAGUGGUCUGUAAGGUGUUGGGUGUGGGGAAGAGCAGAAUACAGGGUCUCUGACAGACUGUUCCACAUUCAUUUGUAUUAAUUCUGACAGGUUGUGACUCUUGAGGAAGUUGCCGUGUACUUCUCCAGGACAGAAUGGCUCCUCCUUGAUGAGUCUCAGAGACGCCUGUACUUUGAUGUCAUGCUGGAGAACUAUGCUGUUGUAUCAUCUCUGGGUUGCUGCUGUGGACCAACGGUUGUGGAGGCACCCACUGAACAGAAUGUUACUGUAAGAGUCUCAGAGGCUGUGAAUCUGAAGUCAGUGCUGUCUUCCCAGAAAAGCCACCCAUGUGAGCGUUGUGGGUGUGUCUUAAGAGACAUUUUACUCUUGCUUAACCAGCAGGGAAGCCAACAAGUCCCAACUCUGCUGAGGUGUGGGGCAUGUGCAGAACCAUUUUCCUUCAGUGCACAGAGUCACCAGCUCCAGGAGCAGGACACAACACAGAAUUGUUUCAUAAGCAGUGUGAACGAGGUCUCCCCUGCAAAUAGCUCUAAUGCCGAUGUGUCGUGGAAGCCUUGUACGUCCAGUCAGGUUGAAAAUUGCUUCCUCAUCACCUCCGAACAUCUUAAACAAUUGGCUGCCUUCACCAUGAAUAGGGAAAAUGAAAUUUCUAGGUCUGAAAUGGCUUUUCAAACUCCAAAUUAUUACACUGCAACAGAACAUCAAGCCAGUGGCUGUGAUGACAGACUGGUUGAAGACCAUAGUUUCCUUACUAGAAGACGGUGUUUUUUGUGUUGUGAAUGUGGAAAGUCUUUUUCCAGAGUCUCUGCCCUCCGUAUUCAUCAGAGAGUUCACACAGGAGAAAGGCCUUAUAAAUGUGGUACCUGUGGGAAAUCUUAUAUUCGUAGCUCUGACCUCCGUAAACAUGAGAAAGUUCACUCUGCAGAAAGGCCUUAUGUGUGCACUAAAUGUGGGAAGUCUUUUAAGCAAAGAAGUACCCUUAAUGUUCAUCAGAGAGUUCAUACUGGAGAAAGGCCUUAUAAGUGUGGUGAAUGUGAAAAAUCUUUUACCAGUAAACCUACCCUCUUUUUUCAUCAGAGAGUUCACACUGGAGAAAGGCCUUACGUGUGUGCUGAAUGUGGGAAAUCUUUCAACAGUAGCUGUACCCUCCAUCGUCAUUACAAAAUUCACACUGGAGAAAAGCCUUAUAAGUGUGGUGAAUGUGGGAGAUCUUUUACUCGUAACUGUAGCCUCCGGUAUCAUCGCAGAAUUCAUACUGGAGAAAGGCCUUAUGUGUGUGGUGAAUGUGGAAAAUCUUUUUCUCAAAACUUUAUCCUCCAUCGUCAUCAGAAAAUUCACACUGGAGAAAGGCCUCAUAAGUGCGGUGAUUGUGGUAAAUCUUUUACCCAUAGAUCUGACCUGCAUAAACAUCACAGAGUUCAUACUGGAGAAAGGCCUUAUAAGUGUAGCAAAUGUGAGAAAUCUUAUACCACUUGCUCUUCUCUUCAUUAUCAUCAGAAAACACACAACUAAGAAAGACCAUAUGAGUGCAGUGAACAUGGAAAUCUUGUACCUGUAGCUCUGCCCUCCAUUUUCAUCAAAGUGUUCACAGUGGUUAAAGUAUUUAUGCGUGCACUAAAUGGGGAAAUCCUUUUUGCAUACCACUCAUGUCAAUUACCAUCAAAUUGUUCACACCUAGAAACACUUAAGAGUGUGGUGAAUGUGGGAAAUCUUUUAUCUCUUGCAUUAACUAUCAUUUGUAUCAGAGACUACAAACCUGAGCAAAGUUUUAUGGCUGCAGAGAAUGUGAGAAAUAUUUGAUCAAUAACCUUCAUUUUCCUUAAAGACUUCACAUUGGAGAAAGGCCUCAUGAGUGUGGUGAAAGUGGGAAAAACUUCUUCUGUAGCAGUCCUCUCAGUUAUCAUUAGAGAGUCACCCUGGAGAAUGACCUUAUGCCUGCAGUGAUUUGGGAAAUAUUUUUCUUGUGUCAUUGAUUUCCACUAGUAUGAUAGAGUUUAUACUGUCAAAAUGCAGUUUGAGUGAUGUGACUGAGAAU
Molecule: messenger RNA, 2175 nt
Organism: Phyllostomus discolor (pale spear-nosed bat)
Lineage: Eukaryota; Metazoa; Chordata; Mammalia; Chiroptera; Phyllostomidae
Product: zinc finger protein 501-like
Exons: 2
Coding region: 321-1652 (443 amino acids)
Biological process (GO): regulation of transcription by RNA polymerase II
Molecular function (GO): RNA polymerase II cis-regulatory region sequence-specific DNA binding; DNA-binding transcription factor activity
Source: RefSeq, a predicted model, not a curated record